Molecule: messenger RNA, 2058 nt
Organism: Alnus glutinosa
Lineage: Eukaryota; Viridiplantae; Streptophyta; Magnoliopsida; Fagales; Betulaceae
Product: protein FAR-RED IMPAIRED RESPONSE 1-like
Exons: 5
Coding region: 1-2058 (685 amino acids)
Biological process (GO): regulation of DNA-templated transcription
Molecular function (GO): zinc ion binding
Source: RefSeq, a predicted model, not a curated record
AUGGAUGGAAUAGAAACUGUAGCUGAUGAACAGUUGAAAGAUGGUGUGGACAAUUGCAGUUCCAAAUUGAAGCUCAUAGAUGAAGAUGGAAUAGAAACAUUAGCUGAUGAACAGUUGAAAGAUGGUGUGGAAAAUUGCAGUUCCAAGUUGAAGCUCAUAGAUAAAGUUAAAAAUGUUGAGCAACCUAAGGAAAGGAUGCUAUUUGGCUCCAUAGAGGAACUUCAUGAGUAUUAUAGGAGUUAUGUAAAGCAAGAGGGUUUUGGUGUGUUAGUUGACACAAAGUGGUAUGUGACUUGUGUAACUAUUGCCUAUAAUCAUGCUUUAAGCCCUGGAAAAGCAAGAUAUUUUAGAAGCCACAAGAUUUUGGAUCCUUGUACGAAGCGAAAGCUUGAGAUUAAUGAUAGAGCUGGGAUACGCAUGAACAAGAUCUAUAACUCGCUAGCCGUUGAAGCGGGAGGAGGUGCUACAGCAUUGUAUGACUACUUUUGUAGAAUGCGGAAAGCUAAUGAUGAUUUCUACUUUGAUAUUGACAUGGAUGAUGAAUGUAGGAUGAAAAAUGUGUUUUGGGCUGAUGCACGAAGUAGGGCAUCGUAUGAAGUUUUCGGGGAUGUAGUUACAUUUGAUACAACAUACUUGACGAAUAAGUACGAAAUGCCAUUUGCUCCUUUUGUUGGAGUAAAUCAUCAUGGUCAAUCAAUACUUUUUGGGGCGGCAUUAAUCUCAAGUGAGGACACAACGACAUUUGUAUGGUUGUUUGAGGCAUGGUUGAAAUGCAUGAAGGGCCGAGCGCCAAUGGCAAUUAUUACAGAUCAAUAUAGGGCUAUGAAAAAUGCAAUUAAUAAGGUCUUCCCGAAUGCCCGACAUAGAAUUUAUUUAUGGCACAUAUUGGAAAAACUUCCAGAGAAAUUUGGAUCACAUUCACAGUACAAUGCCAUUAAGAGUGUCAUACGAAGUUGUGUGUAUAAUUCUCAGACAUGUGAUGAGUUUGAUGCAAGCUGGCAGAAUUUACUUAAGAGUUAUAAUUUGGAGGAUAAUGCAUGGCUGCUUGAUUUAUACAAGGAACGAACUUUCUGGGCACCGGCAUAUUUGAAAAGUGUAUUUUGGGCCGGCAUGACUACCACACAAAGGAGUGAAAGUAUAAAUUUAUUUUUUGAUGGUUAUGUGCACUCGUCAACCUCUUUGAAGGAAUUUGUGGAUCAAUACGAUAACGCUUUGCGAAAGAGGGUUGAGAGUGAGAAUGUUGCUGAUUUCAAUUCUUUUAAUUCCACGGUUCAGUGUGUGAGCAGAUUUUCCUUUGAGAAGCAAUUUCAAGAACUUUACACGCAUAACAAGUUUAAAGAAGUUCAGGAGGAGAUAAGGGAGUUGAUGUAUUGUAAUUGCUCUCUUCUAAAAAGUGAAAGUGGAAUUUGUGCAUAUCAAGUGAUUGAACGGGUACAAAUUAAUAGCUCCUACAUGAAGAAAUUAUGCUUUACCGUUUACUAUAGUGAACCUUCAUGUGAAGUGAAUUACAGUUGUUGUUUGUUUGAAUCAAGAGGAAUUUUGUGCAGACAUGUCAUAUCUGUACUAAGCAAACUUGAUGAUGUUUUGUUAUUGCCAGAAAAAUAUUUUUUAAAACGAUGGAGGAAGGAUUUGAAGCAGCCAUAUAAGUUAAUCAAAAGUAGUUAUGAUCAUUUGAGUGGCAACCCUAGUGCAGAUCGAUAUGCUGAAUUGUGCAAAUAUAUGUGUGCGUUAGCUGCAAUUGCAGCACCAAACGUGGACCAUUACACGGAAUUGAAGAAUGAUAUUGAUGUGCUAACUAAGAAAUUUAGUGAUCUAAGUUGUGUACCAAGUCCACCUUUCCAAUUACUCCCAAGUGCAUCUACAACCGGUAGUUUGGCCAUUGAUUGUACGGCGGUGGAGAUUCGUAGUCCUCAUGUGGCUCGAACUAAAGGGAAGCGAGUAUCAAAUAGGACGAUGUCUACAGUUGAAAAAGCGGUUGUCAAAAAGGCAGGAGGAAACAAGAAGAAACAGAGUGACACAAAUCCCAAUCAACAGUAUCCAUUAUUUGCACAUAUUUGA